Messenger RNA from Glycine soja, 693 nucleotides. RefSeq names its product glycine-rich protein 5-like. The transcript has a single exon. The record is from RefSeq and is a predicted model, not a curated record. The coding region runs from base 59 to 358 and encodes 99 amino acids. Lineage: Eukaryota; Viridiplantae; Streptophyta; Magnoliopsida; Fabales; Fabaceae.
GUCUCUGAGAGUAACUAAAGGAGAGUGCAAUUACGUAGUGUGUGGGAGACAAAGAGAGAUGGCUAAGUGGUGUAUGUUGGUGUUGGUUCUUGCUCUAGCUCUGGCUGUGGCCACAAGUGCCAGAGAUGCACCCGAAGAUGUUGGUCUCAAGGACCAGAAGAACUUCAUCAGCUAUGCUGGAGUUGGUGGCUAUUCAGGAAUUGGAAGCAAUGGACUACCUUUUGGAGGUGCCGGAAUAGGUGGUGGCACCACCGGGAUAGGUGGAUUGGGAGGAUUCGGAGGUCCCAUUGGCGGUGGUACUGGUGGCAGUGUUGGAGGUGGCGUUGGCGGUGGUAGCAUACCUCAUCCCACCCCUUGAGUGAAUGAACAUGCAUGCAUGCAUGCAUAUGGAAUUUCUCUUUCCGCUUCUUUAAUUUGGAUUAUCUUAGUCGAGCUAGCUUUCUUUUUCGUUCAGGAAAUAAUUGUGGUUUAGUUGCGUGUCGUUUAUCUUACAAGCAUUUUAGCGUUUGAUUUAUUAUCGCGCGCCUAUUGAAAGCAAAAAAAUAGUAGUAGUAUAUCUUGUAAUGUAUGUCAUUUCUGUCGAUCUUUUCUUAGGUUUUGUGUCAAAGUGUCAACCAUAGUAUGUGCUCAUAUAUAUAUAUGUGUGGUUCUUUUAUGGAAUAUUCACAUUUAGCAUGGAAGUAAUUAACGUAA